AUGUCUUCAAAAAACAAAAAAAAAUGGAAUUGCAUUACUUCCAAUGGAACAGCAGGCUGUGGUUGCAGCAAGCCCAAAUUAUCAGAAAUUAUUCAGCCCAAACCCAAGCCCAGGCCCAAACCCGAGCCCAAUUAUCACUCAUCUUCAACCGCUAAUUCAGAUUCACCAUCUCCGACGAUUUUGCCGGCGAAGAUCGUCGGAAGUGUGGCCGUAGUAAAGGAUUCCGAUGAUCCGUUUGGGGAUUUCCGGCAAUCGAUGUUGCAGAUGAUAACGGAGAAGGAGAUUUACUCGUACGAUGAUUUGAAUGAGCUUUUGAAUUGUUUUUUACAGCUGAAUUCGCCUUCUCAUCAUGAUAUUAUUGUUCAAGCUUUCAUGGAGAUCUGGAAUAAUGGGAAAAAUUGUUUCCAAAGAGGAUCCUAA
Solanum tuberosum (potato) is the source of this 420-nucleotide messenger RNA. RefSeq names its product transcription repressor OFP6. Lineage: Eukaryota; Viridiplantae; Streptophyta; Magnoliopsida; Solanales; Solanaceae. The coding region runs from base 1 to 420 and encodes 139 amino acids. The transcript has a single exon. The record is from RefSeq and is a predicted model, not a curated record. Gene Ontology annotation, biological process: negative regulation of DNA-templated transcription.